Cercocebus atys (sooty mangabey) is the source of this 3219-nucleotide messenger RNA. RefSeq names its product golgin subfamily A member 2. The transcript is spliced from 6 exons. NCBI's taxonomy places the organism in Eukaryota, Metazoa, Chordata, Mammalia, Primates, Cercopithecidae. The coding region runs from base 77 to 1069 and encodes 330 amino acids. Gene Ontology annotation, biological process: Golgi organization; spindle assembly. Gene Ontology annotation, cellular component: cis-Golgi network; Golgi apparatus; Golgi cis cisterna. The record is from RefSeq and is a predicted model, not a curated record.
GCCUCCUCUGGCUCAGUCGCACAGCAACCUGGUUGGUGACUGGAGGUGUUCAUCAGUGCUCACUAGGAUUUUGCUGAUGUGGCCCCAAACCCGCCUCCCUCCCCACCCUGCGAUGGCAGAAGAAACUCAACAGAGCAAAUUGGCUGUAGCCAAGAAAAAGUUAAAAGAAUAUUGGCAGAGAAACAGCCCUGGUGUUCCUGCAAGAGCGAAGAGGAACAGGAAAACAAAUGGCAGUGUCCCUGAGACAGCCACUUCUGGUGGUUGCCACUCACCUGGGGAUUCAGCAACAGGUAUUGGCGGAGAGGGCCCUACGUCAUCUGCACCCCUCAAGGAUCUGGAGAGCCCGUGCCAAGAACUAGCAGUAGUCCUGGACUCGAGGUCUGUCAAAAUCAGUCAACUGAAGAACAUCAUCAAAUCUUUGGUAAGAGUCCAGUGGGGUCCCCUGAUUCCACGCUGCCAAUCCUGGGCUCCAGUUUCCCCUUGGGGCCCUGAAGAAAGGGGCUCAGGCCCCCUGGUGGCAUUUUUCAACGACGCUGGAGCCAGUGCCCAGGAAGAGCAAAGGGUGUGCUCCCAGCCCCUGGAUCACCCAGUGGCUUCAUCCCAGAGGACCCCAGGGACUGGGGGUGAGUCUGUGUGUGGGGAGACCCACCGAGCCCUGCAGGGGGCCAAGAACGUGAGCGGGAGGCCAGGGUAUGGCAGGGGGAGCUGCAGGGCCGUCAGAGGGGCCCCAGCAUCUGAGUUGUGUCCUCCCACAGGACAGUACACCAGACAGGGGGCAGUGCCAAAAUGCGUCACUGGGAGAGGAGGACAUCAUCAGGCUGGCCCAGGACCAGGAGAUGCAAGUAGGGUGUGCAACAUCUUUGUGGGGGUGGGAGUAGGGGUGAGGGUGAAUUUGGGCACUGGCACCGGCAUGGCAGCUAAGCACCCCUCCCUCCAGGUGAACCUGCUGGAGCUGCAGGGACAGGUGUUGUGGCUUGUGGGCGACCACAAUGAGGGGCACGACAAAUUCUUGACCACUGCCCAGAGCCCUGCUGAUCAGCCCGCUCUAGGAGCCCCAAUCCCGCAUUAGCUUGGGUGUGCUGACAAGCAGGGUGAUGAGUAGAGCGCUCAGGCGGGGUGGGCGGGCAGGAGCAGGGGAGGCUCGCACUGACCUCAGAUCCCCUCCUCCCUCUGUCUGAAGAUCUUCGUGGCUGAGCCUCACUGACAGCGUGGAGCCUGCACCAGGAGAGGCCAGGGAGGGUUCUCCCCACGACAACCCCACGGUACAGCAGAUCGUGCAGCUGCUUCCUCUAACGCAGGACUCCCCAGGAGCACCGAGGCUUGGACAGCAACCCCUGCAUGCCAUUCUUUUCACCGUGCUGAGAUCAGGGAGAUAAACAUCAUCAUCUAAGAGCUGGUCAAGAAAUUUAAAAACAAACAAACAAAAAAAGUUUAGGGGUUAAUCUCCUACACAAUUCAUUUACUUCAUUUGAAUGUUAGAGCCACUCAUGUUUAUUUGUUUUUCUAACUUAGUUUAAAUUUAUUUGUAAAAAUUACAGAAGAGUGGGUCUUUCCCUCAUGUUCACUAUGGCAUCCUUUAGCAUUUUUCUUUUUAUUUGAUAACUGUAGGUCAUUAGCACGCAUAUCGAGUUUGCCCUAUGUGUUGGGAGUUCAAACACGCAAAGACCCACUAUAUGCACAAAACUGUUCUUGCUGGUUUGGAAUAGGCUGCCAUGAUUUUUUAAUGUUAUUGCAGCAUGUAUAUUCAUUACGGAAUUCAGAUAAAAUUUGCCUAUGUUCUGCUAGUAUGUUUGAUCGACUCCUAAUCACAGUGAGCUCUUCAUUAGCUCAAUAUGUGGUUUGCCCUCAAGUGCGCUGUUUAUUAGUUUAUAAUGUGCCACUGUGAGUAGUGACAUUUACAGUUGUUUAAAGAUGGAAUACUGGAGAGAGCCUUUCUCCCUUUGUCUGUGUAUUGGGGAUGGGCGUAAUAACAUUUUGGGGAGAUUUUUAAAUCUCCCAAAAGAGGAAAGUGGCCUGCUCUGGCAGAUGUGUGCAGGAUAGAAUACGUUUCAUUUGUUUUGGAGCCAAGAAUGAGUGCGUUACUAUGGUACUCCCCUUAGGAUUUGUAUGUGCUCUGGACUUAUGAAGAUAUUACUCCUUUUUGAUAACCUAAAAAGGGGUUAUGACCUAAAAAGGGAUUGUACCACUGUUAAUUAGCCAAAUUAUUUGGUCUAACAGCUUUUCUUUAUCAUUCUGAAACUGGGUUUUUCUAAUACAUUGAUAAAUUAUUUCAAAGGUAUUUUGAUAGUUCAAAUCACUUCACUUUUACCCUGACACAUAUAAAUGUCUAGGAAUGACCUUCAGAUAGCGUUUAGCAUCUGUAACCUAUCUGACAAUAAUGUGUUCAUCAGGUACCUAUGGAUUAAAUCACAUACCGGCAUAUUUAAGCUGAAUGUCAGUUUGAAAGAUAAAUGUGCUAUAUUACCUGAAAUACUACUCUUUGUGUAGGUAUUUUGUCAUAAGUUUAAGAAAAAGCUAAAAAGAAUGGAAAUCCUGUGACAAUAACUUAAGUCUUUCUUCUAAGUGCAUGCAGUCAUUUGCAAUACCUCAUUCAGCCAAGUAUUUGUUCUCUUCCUCAUUCAGUAUAAGGCAGUUUUCAAUUUGCUUAGAAGGCGACAUUAGAAGGUUAGAGUUAAAGUGUGAGUUCAACUGAAUAAAUGUGAAUUUCUGUAGGAAGUAAAGAAUCAAAAUGCCUAUUGAAAGACUGCAAUAUAUGAAAAUUAUUUUUAAAGUGUUUGAUUAAAACUGAUAGGUUUUCCCAAAAUGAAAAAACUCAGUUCUAAAACCAAAGCUGCUUUCUACAAAACAUGAAAAUGUAAAUCAUCCCAUCCAUAAUAGCUUCUCUAAAACUUUAUCUUACAGUCACUUUCAAAUAACUAUUCAAAAACAUAACUGCUAUAAUAAUAUCUUGAAAUAAGUUAAAACAUUUUAAAAUAUGAACACCAUAGUUUAAAAGAAAGAAUCUAGGGGAAGGAAAAGUAGAGAAAGAAAUGCCAGUUCCAGUCCAAAGCUUUAUUUGCCAAGUUUUCUUAGACUCACUUUUACCAACUUAUGAUUUCUUGUAAACAGAAUGUAUAAUAGAAAUACUGACUUUUGUCCAACGUGGCAUUCUUGACUGCUUCUGUGAUGCUACUAUAAUGUAAUAAAUUAUGAAAUUCUUGCAAGGUGCUGUUUUUGCCU